CUGCAAAUUUUUGAGAAAUCAAUGUGCAGUUAAUUUCGUUCCAGCUCAUCAAGAGCAUUAGAUGAGAAGAUACGGAUACUGUCAAACGUUAAUAUCAUGUCUGAAUUUUUUUAAUAAGUUGGUGUUCUAAUCAGAGUGUAUUUAAAAUACACUGAUUAAUUGGAGAAAGUAACAACACAUAAUGUGUGUUUGAUGUUCCUAAAGAACGAGAUGUGAUAAAUAUGGUAUUUUCAUAGUAUCAUAACCACCAUUUACAUUAAAAAGGAUAGGUAUAAUAUCACAGCAAACAAAAUGUUUUUUUUCUCUCUUAUCAUCUAUCUACUACCUUAUGUUCAACAAGUUGUAUAAUUUCCCUAGAAUGAUUACCACAACUGUAUGACUUUGCCUAAAACUAUGCAAGUUCAUUUGAUUGCAUUAAAGAACAUUCCAAUUUUUUUGCUCACAAGGGAAAAACAAAAGUUGAGAGAGUUAAAAAAAAAAAAAAGUACAGGAAGAAAAAGAAGAAGAGAAGCUGCUGAAGUCAGCUAAACCCCGAAAGAAAAGUUGAUUUUUGUCAUUACAUGACGUUGAGAAAAUCACUCGGAGCAAGUAAAUUCUCCGUUUUAUAAAACCUCCGUUGAUUUAAAACUCGCCGGCGACUUACCGGCCAUUAAAUUAACCAUAAAUCUCUCCGGAACCCACAUUUAAGUGAAGGGUUGGAUUAAGGAGCAUCUGUCUCACUACCCUCGAAGAAGGUGAGAGAGAGAGAGAGAGAGAGAGUAGUACUUGGGAGUAAUGGAGAAAGGAGCAAGAGAAUUAAAAACCCAUAACCUCUCUCUCUUCUCCUUGUGUCAAACGCCAUUAAAAACCCAUCAGUAUCAGUUACGCAAUUUCUCAAGGCAGACAGGUAAGAAGAGAGAGAGAGUUUUUUUGGAAUCUGUAAUGAAUGUAAAAGGAGCGAAAGGUGGGAGAAACGAAUGCACUAAUGGCGGCUUAUGAUAGGCUCGAGACGAAAGGUUGUGUUAAUGGCGACAGUUGUGUGAUGGUCCAGAGUUAGCAAGUUUUACUUUCUGGUUUGGUUAAAAGGACAGAGGAAAAAGGGUUUGUUACUGUUUUGUUCUUCUUCUAGUGUCUACACGUUACUUUGGUGAAGAUGGAGUUUCUCGGCGACAGUCAAAAUCACGACAGUUCUGAAACGGAGAAAAAGAACAAGAAGAAGAAGCGAUUUCACCGCCACACACCUCACCAGAUCCAACGGCUUGAAUCAACUUUCAAUGAGUGUCAACAUCCAGAUGAGAAACAGAGGAACCAACUUAGUAGAGAAUUGGGUUUGGCUCCAAGACAGAUCAAGUUCUGGUUUCAAAACAGAAGAACUCAAAAGAAGGCACAACACGAGAGAGCUGAUAAUUGUGCAUUGAAAGAAGAGAAUGACAAGAUUCGUUGCGAAAACAUUGCUAUUAGAGAAGCUAUUAAACACGCCAUUUGCCCCAACUGUGGUGAUUCUCCUGUUAAUGAAGACUCUUACUUUGAUGAACAAAAGCUUCGCAUCGAAAAUGCACAGCUUAGAGAUGAGCUCGAAAGGGUUUCGAGUAUUGCAGCUAAAUUCAUAGGGAGACCAAUCUCUCAUCUUCCACCAUUACUAAAUCCGAUGCAUGUUUCACCAUUAGAGUUAUUCCAUAGCGGUCCUUCACUUGAUUUUGAUCUUCUUCCAGGAAGUUGUUCUUCAAUGGCUGUUCCUAGUUUACCAUCUCAGCCAAACUUGGUUUUAUCAGAGAUGGAUAAGUCUCUUAUGACCAACAUUGCUGUGACCGCUAUGGAAGAAUUGCUUAGGCUACUUCAAACAAAUGAGCCUCUAUGGAUCAAAACUGAUGGAUGCAGAGAUGUUCUCAAUCUCGAAAGCUAUGAGAAUAUAUUUCCAAGAUCAAGUACUAGUGGUGGAAAGAAGAAUAACCUUCGAAUGGAAGCAUCUAGAUCUUCUGGUGUUGUUUUCACUAAUGCUAUUACACUUGUGGACAUGCUCAUGGACUCUGUCAAAUCAGCAGAGCUUUUUCCCUCAAUCGUUGCAUCAUCUAAAACCCUUGCAGUGAUUUCAUCGGGAUUGCGUGGAAACCAUGGAGAUGCAUUGCAUUUGAUGAUUGAAGAGGUUCAAGUGCUUUCGCCAUUGGUAGCUACGCGUGAGUUCUGUGUGCUAAGAUAUUGUCAGCAGAUUGAACAUGGAACUUGGGCAAUUGUAAAUGUCUCCUAUGAGUUUCCUCAGUUUACAUCUCAAUCUCGGUCAUAUAGAUUUCCUUCUGGUUGCUUGAUCCAAGAUAUGUCCAAUGGCUAUUCAAAGGUUACUUGGGUCGAACAUGGUGAAUUCGAGGAGCACCAUGAGAUGUUUAAAGAUCUUGUUCAUAAAGGAUUAGCUUUUGGGGCUGAACGUUGGAUUGCUACUCUCCAAAGAAUGUGUGAGCGAUUCACGAAUCUAUUGGAACCCGCAACAUCAUCUCUUGAUCUUGGAGGAGUGAUUCCAUCGUCAGAAGGGAAGAGAAGUAUAAUGAGACUUGCUCACAGAAUGGUAAACAAUUUCUGCUUGAGUGUUGGCACAUCUAAUAACACUCGCUCAACGGUUGUCUCGGGACUGGAUGAAUUUGGAAUCCGUGUGACUUCGCAUAAGAGCCGUCAUGAACCAAAUGGAAUGGUUCUAUGUGCAGCCACCAGUUUCUGGCUCCCAAUUUCUCCACAAAACGUCUUCAAUUUCCUCAAAGAUGAAAGAACUCGGCCUCAGUGGGACGUUCUUUCAAAUGGAAACUCUGUUCAAGAAGUUGCUCAUAUCACAAACGGAUCAAAUCCUGGAAACUGCAUAUCGGUUCUUCGUGGAUUCAAUGCAUCAUCAUCACAAAACAAUAUGCUGAUUCUACAAGAAAGCUGCAUAGACUCAACAAGCGCAGCGCUUGUGAUCUACACUCCAGUGGAUUUACCAGCAUUGAACAUAGCAAUGAGUGGUCAAGACACAUCUUAUAUUCCGAUAUUACCCUCGGGUUUUGCCAUUUCGCCAGACGGAAGCAGCAAAGGAGGAGGAGGAUCAUUGAUAACGGUUGGGUUUCAGAUAAUGGUGAGUGGUUUGCAACCGGCAAAACUGAACAUGGAGUCAAUGGAGACAGUAAAUAAUCUCAUCAAUACCACUGUCCACCAAAUUAAAACGACCUUAAAUUGUCCUUCAACUGCUUGACGACACCAUUAAAAGCCAUUUCCCCAUCUGAUUUCUGAGAAGGGUCUUCAAUGAGCAGAGAAGUGAAAGUCAUUAAUAGUAUUUUGUCUUCAAUGCCUGCAAAGAGUGUAAGAAAUCAUUAUUCUUCUGGGUAUCACUCUCUCUCUCUUUCUUGUUCUUUUUUUUGGGUUUUUUUUUUUUUUAAGUCUCUUUCUUUUUUAAGCUUAGUGGGAAAGUGGGAGUCAAGAACGCACCAUGCACAAAUGUUUUUUUUGUAUGGUUCGGGCAUUGACUUCUGUUUGUUUGUUUAUUUACGUCUUUUUGUCUAAUUACAAUUACCAAGUUACUAUUUUUUCUUGGUUUUGUUUA
This is a messenger RNA of Arabidopsis lyrata subsp. lyrata, 3538 nucleotides long. Its product is annotated as homeobox-leucine zipper protein HDG12. Bases 1133 to 3190 code for a protein of 685 amino acids. The record is from RefSeq and is a predicted model, not a curated record. Lineage: Eukaryota; Viridiplantae; Streptophyta; Magnoliopsida; Brassicales; Brassicaceae. Gene Ontology annotation, biological process: regulation of DNA-templated transcription. Gene Ontology annotation, molecular function: DNA-binding transcription factor activity, RNA polymerase II-specific; lipid binding; DNA binding. The transcript is spliced from 11 exons.